Molecule: messenger RNA, 4224 nt
Organism: Maniola jurtina (meadow brown)
Lineage: Eukaryota; Metazoa; Arthropoda; Insecta; Lepidoptera; Nymphalidae
Product: metacaspase-2-like
Exons: 13
Coding region: 124-4104 (1326 amino acids)
Biological process (GO): mismatch repair
Cellular component (GO): mismatch repair complex
Molecular function (GO): ATP binding; ATP hydrolysis activity; mismatched DNA binding
Source: RefSeq, a predicted model, not a curated record
CCUUAAGUAAAUAUUUGCUACGUUUGAAUGUCGAAUCGUGGUCGAAUCCUAAUCAAAAUUGAAACAAGAGAAAAUCAUAAAUAAUAAAUCUUCAAUCAUUUAAAGUCGAUAAGUUUAAAAAAUAUGGCUAUGAAGAAAAUACCAAUAGAGGAACAAAGUUUAUUGUGUGCUUCUAUUCAUAUCAACAAUUUCAAACGAGUGAUCGAAGAACUGGUGUAUAAUUCACUUGACGCUUUGUCUUCUUCUAUUGCAAUAAGAGUUUGUAUUCAAGAAAAUUUCAUCCAGGUAUUGGAUAACGGCAAUGGCAUCCUAAAAGAUAAUUUUCGCUUGCUAGGGCAAAAGUAUGCAACUAGUAAAUACGUUGAUAUAACCUCCUUAAAAUCUGCACCUGAUAAGUAUGGGUAUAGGGGCCUAUCUCUUGCAAGCAUUAUUGAUGUCUCGCAAUGUGUUAAAAUAACCUCACGACAUGAAAAUUCAAAUAAUACUUGGAUGAAAACAUUCUUUAAUGGCAAAGAGAAAGAAAUUUGUAGAACUGCUUCCAGACCAUCCAAAGGUUCUACAGUAGAAAUAAAAGGAUUUCUGUAUAAUUUAAAUAUUCAAAGAAAAUCAAUAGAUACACAGAACGAAUUACAAAACAUUAAAAUAGCACUGCAACAGUUAUCGCUCGUGCAUUGCAAUGUAUCAAUUAGUUUGAGAGAUGAUUCCAAAAAUAAUAUUAUUCUUCAAAUACAUAAAAAUAGUACCUUGCAUGAUACGAUACGUUCGGUUUUUCAAAUAAGUGAGAAAGAUUUCCAAGAAUUAAAAGUUGAGAAGAAUGAAUACAAAGUCAAAGCUUUUAUUGGUAAAAAUACGGCAGAAUCAAAUAAUUACCACCAAUGGAUUUAUAUAAAUGGCAAGUUUAUCCAGAAAUCAAUUUUACACAGGAAAAUAAACGAAAGUUUAUCUAAAUUUCUUAAUUCAAGAAAUUGUAAGACAAAAAAUAUGCACAAUGAAGAUGGAAAUGAUUAUUUUAAUUCUAAUAUCCCGUUUUAUUUUAUAUUUAUAACAUGUCCAUUUUAUGAUUAUGAAAUGAACUAUAACUCUGAAAAAUCUAUAGUUGAAUUUAAAGAUUGGAAGGAAGUCAACAAUUUAAUUGAAAAACUUAUCCAGUUUUAUAGUGGUGGUUUAGUAACUAAAAAACAAGAGUUAAAUAAAAUAGGAAAUGCAGAAUUGAAAUCAGAUACAAGGGCAGAAAUAAAAGGAAUUAUGGAAAAAAUAUUAAAUAAUAAAAAUAAACCACCAAAAAUUUCUCAGCUACAAAAUGGUGUUAAAGGUAAAAUUUUGAAAAGAGGUAAGAAGAAAAAGAAAGACCUUUCAAUACAAAAAAUAUUAAACAAAAAGACUGAAACAAAUAACCCAUGUCAUUUAAGAGACUAUCCUAAAUGUUCUACUGUGAAAACAUCAGACGACAAGCUAAAGCAACAACCAAUUAAUUUGAAUGGUACAAGGAAUUUACAGAUGCAGAAUUUAACAAAUAAAGGGCUGAAGCGAAAAGUUCCUAAAAUAAAGAAAAUUAAGAAACAAGUAGUUCAAACAUCAAAACAAAACUUAAAUCAAGAUUCUUCAAUCAACAAUCCAAGGAAUAAUGAUGGAGAUGAAAUAAACCCACAGAUUUCAGAAAAAAAGAAAUUCCAGAAACUUAUUAAAACAAAUAAAAAAUUUAAGAAAUCUGUUAAAACAGUUAAACACAUUGAUUUCAACGAUUCACUAGCUAAGAGGUUUGAAUCACCUACAAAAAUAGUGAGAAAACGGAUUAAAUACCUCAAGCAAAGAGUACUCAAGGCAUUACAUACACAUAUUUUUAAAGAGUAUAGCUGUCCAAAAAAUGAUGUGUAUAGUUUUAUUAAUAAUGAAACUCAGUAUCAAACAAUUACAAAAAACACUGCACCUUUAUCAUUGUGUAAAAACACAACAGAUAAAAAUUUGAAGAUCACAACGUCAAAUGUUUACAUUUCAGGAAAUAAAAACGAAGUUAAUAAUUUAAACUAUCAAAUUGUAAAAAAAUCAUAUGAUCUUAUUAAGACUGUAAUUACGAGCCAGUAUAACGUGCAAGAAUAUAAAAAUACUCAAGCACUUUGUAGACAUCCCUAUGAAAGACAAACGAAUAAUACUUAUAAUGAAACCGAUAUUCCUAUGGGAACAUAUAACAGCCACAACAAUAACGCUGAAGCAGCAAAAAGAAUGGGUUACUUUAUCAGUGAGGCUUCACGUAAUAAUUUUAUUUUACAUAAUCAAGAUUUAUUUCCAAUUUCAAAUAAAAAUAAUUACAAUAAACCAGCAAAAUUACCCAGAGAUAAACACAAAAGUAGAGCAAAGAUCUCGAACUAUAAUUUCUUAAACAGAUAUUAUAAUCAGGAACCUCAAAGUUAUGCAUAUACUAUUGAAAUGACUGAUAGCCAUGAAAUAAUUAAUUGUAGGAGUGAAACUUUUCAUUCUAUGAAUAACAAUUUGCCACAAGUUGACAACCAUACUCAAUCAAUCAAUCGAUCAAAAUCAAUCGAUUUAGUUAAUACAUAUUAUAACCAUGAAGGCCAUAAUAUGAGGGCAUUAUAUCAUACUGAUAACUACGCAGUAAAUAAGACAUAUUCUUUAGAAAUAUGCAAUACACCAAGUCCCUAUUAUUAUUUAAAAGAGGUACGUUCAUCAAAGAUAAAUGAAACAGUUGAUAACGAAAAUAAAAACUAUCAAAUCGAAGAAGAAAAUCUUAUAAUAUUAGAAUCAGAAAGCAGCAAUACAGAAAUACAUCAUGACAUAGAACUACAUAGACACAGUAAUGAACUAAGAGACUUAGAGAAAGAAUUUGAAAAUACUUUUGUCAAUGGAAGAGAUACUGUAACACAUUCUGAUCAUAGUUUGGUUGAAAAUGGGAAUCCAAGUAUUAAUAACGCAAAUAAUAAUAAUGCAUUAAUAACGCAACAAGCAAACGAUUUCGUAAGCGAUCAAAAUAUAAAUAGCCAUAUUCAAAGAUUAAAUAUAUUUACAAAUUGCAAGGAAUUAUCGGAACAUAAAAUAGACAAGCUGAUUCGAAAUAUUGGAUUAAAUAGUAAUUUAGGUCAAGAAACACGAUCACUACAGAUAGAUAGGGAGGAAAAUCAUGGCGACAAAAUUUACAGCUUUCAAAUAAAAAGUCGUCAUCGUUUUCUACGAAAAGGUAUGUCUCCGAUAGCGGGCCACCUUUGUAAACUCCAGAAUGCGUAUUCAUGUAAUGAUGACAAUGCAUAUUAUAAAGAUAUGAUUUAUACAAACUUCGCAAAUGAUGUUUUAUUAAAUACAGAAAUUUAUGAACCGGAAAUACAGAAUGCCAAAAAUCUUUUUUCAAAUCACAUAGAAAAAGUCAACACUGAUAUCCAAAAGCAAAAUGCUGAUCUAAAAUUCGAUUCUUCGUCGUUAACGAGAGCUAAAGUCUUAGGACAAGUGGAUCGUAAAUUUAUUGCUGUUGUUUUAAACGGUAGGUCAGUACAAACUGCCAAACCUUCCGAAUUCCUUGUUUUGUUUGAUCAACAUGCUGUAGAUGAAAGAAUCAGGCUCGAAAAUAAUUUAGCAGACUACAUACAGGGCAGUGACUGGAAAAGUAUUGAUAUAGAUCCUAUACUAAUGGUACUAAGUACAGAUGAUUAUCUUUAUUUAGUCAAUCAUAAAGAUAAAUUAGCUCAAUUUGGAUUGCAGUGGACGUUUACGUCAGAAAAUAAAAUAUUGUUCAAUGCUUUACCAAAAGCAAUACUAGGGAAAAAUCCCAGACAGGUUGAAAUAGUUAUGAAAGCUGUAAAGAAAUUGAUUUCGGAACAGAUUAAAGCAAUUAAAUCACUCAGAGGUAAUGUCUCGGUAUAUCCUAAAUCAAUAAUGGAACUUGUUUUUAGCGAGGCUUGUAGAUACGCAAUUAAGUUUGGGGAUAAACUAUCGAAAAGUGAAUGUUUAAAUAUGAUAAAUUCGCUUGCUCGAUGCAAAACUCCUUUUCAAUGUGCCCAUGGACGACCUGUGAUGGCAGUUUUGAUGGAAUUAAAGAAUUAUAGUCAGACCUAUAAGGUAAACAUGUCGAAAGUCAAAAAAUUCAAAAAGAUGACGUAGAUCGAAGAUCAAGGAACUUUUUGACCCUACUUAAUUAUAGUACACUAUAAAUUUAUAAAAUAAUUAAUUUUUUCAUUUCUCUCAACGACCACCAUGCCUGAUACUAUUAAGUAGGUAGAA